This is a messenger RNA of Dromiciops gliroides (monito del monte), 803 nucleotides long. It is a transcript of the gene AGRP, whose product is annotated as agouti related neuropeptide. The transcript is spliced from 4 exons. The coding region runs from base 59 to 502 and encodes 147 amino acids. The record is from RefSeq and is a predicted model, not a curated record. Lineage: Eukaryota; Metazoa; Chordata; Mammalia; Microbiotheria; Microbiotheriidae. Gene Ontology annotation, biological process: adult feeding behavior; positive regulation of feeding behavior; neuropeptide signaling pathway. Gene Ontology annotation, molecular function: type 1 melanocortin receptor binding; neuropeptide hormone activity. Gene Ontology annotation, cellular component: extracellular region.
CUGGCAGAGGAUAUCUCCAAGGACAAGGAAAGGGACAAGGACAUAUUCAUAGGCGAUCAUGUUGAAUGCUUUGCUGCUGAGCUGGGCCAUGCUGCAGGGAUUUCCCACCACUCUGGGUACCCAGCCCACUCAGCAAUACCCAGAUGCCAUCGGCUCCAGAUUGAGUAGGUCAAGUCAAGCUCUGUACCCUGGGCUCCUGCACUCAGCCCCUGCUGCUUCGAGGGGACUCUCAGGCCCUGGUAUACAGCCAGAACUGGAGCAGAUGGCAUCGGAGCUGGCAGAAGACUCCCUCAUGCAAGACACUGAGGCUCUGGCACCUGAGAUGCCCGGCCAGAUGGGCCGCGAAGAGCGCUCCCCCCGCCGCUGUGUUCGCCUCCUUGAGUCCUGCCUAGGUCACCAGGUCCCCUGCUGCGACCCGUGCGCCACCUGCUACUGUCGCUUCUUUAACGCCUUCUGCUACUGCCGCAAGAUCAGCACCAACUACCCUUGUAGCCGCAAUUAGUUGGGCGAGGCUGAGGGGCAGCGGGAGGCCGGAUGUGUAGAGGCAUCAAUAAAGGCUCCCGAGAGCAAAGCUGGAAACUACGAGAUUUUUCCUUACUCCAGGGUGCAGGAGCCCUGGUCAAAAAAGGAGCAAACUUUGACUGGGUUCAGGGCUGGGUAGUUCUGGAAUUCUGACAGCAAGGGCAGGGCACUGACCUGAGCUUUCGUGGUUGGCAAACAGGAUUGGUGAUGGGUAGAUGGCACUAAAUCCGCCCGGGGCAACCUUGAAACCGGUCCUGUCCACACACCUUAUCUAUCCAUGC